This is a messenger RNA of Cuscuta europaea, 1872 nucleotides long. Lineage: Eukaryota; Viridiplantae; Streptophyta; Magnoliopsida; Solanales; Convolvulaceae. The record is from the annotation of a GenBank genome assembly.
CUGCGUCGUUGCUUCCUCCGGCAUCGCCUUCAGCAGUGGAACAGCAAGCUACAUGUUAGCAAUGAUCCCAAGAAUAGCUAAUCAAGCAGAAAUAGGGAACACUCCCAAUAACGUGAAGAACCUUUCUAUUGGGUGGAUGAUUGCAUUCCUUUUUGUUGUCAGCUUCGUUGGCCUCUUCUCAAUCGUCCUCUUCAGGAAGAUGAUGGUGCUGAAAUUCAAACUCACAUACCCAAGUGGAACUGCAACGGCUUACCUCAUCAAUAGUUUCCACACGCCAAAAGGAGCUAAGCUAGCAAAGAGACAAGUGGGGACUCUCUUCAAGACCUUUUCGUUUAGCUUUUUAUUCGCAGGUUUCCAGUGGUUUUUUGCUGGCGGAGAUGAUUGUGGCUUUGCCAGUUUCCCUACAUUUGGUUUCCAAGCAUAUGCUAAAAGGUUCUACUUUGAUUUUUCGUCAACAUAUGUUGGGGUGGGGAUGCUUUGCCCCGCAAUGGUAAAUGUGUCGUUGCUGAUAGGAGCGAUAAUAUCAUGGGGAAUAAUGUGGCCAAUGAUUGAAGCAAAGAAGGGCGUGUGGUACUCAGCUGAUGUGCCUGCUUCCAGCCUUCAUGGCAUCCAAGGAUAUAGGGUCUUCCUUGCCAUUGCCAUGAUGCUAGGCGAUGGGCUUUUCCACUUCGUAUACAUGAUCAUAACCACCACCCUAAGCUUGGCAAAGCGCAGCAGCAAAAAAGAAGAAGAUGAUGAUGACAGUGAUUAUGAUGAGAAAAUAAGGAAAGAAUACUUCUUGAAAGACUCCAUACCCAAAUGGUUAGGAAUAGGAGGCUAUGUCGCCCUCGCCGUCAUCUCCAUUCUCGUCGUCCCCCUCAUCUUCCACCCUCUCAAAUGGUACCACAUCCUCGUCGCCUACGCCAUGGCCCCCGUCCUCGCCUUCUGCAACGCCUAUGGCUGCGGCCUUACCGACUGGUCCCUCGCCUCCAACUACGGCAAAGUCGCCAUCUUGGUUUUUAGCGCCUGGGUCGGCCUCAAUGGAGGUGGGGUCCUCGCGGGCCUCGCCUCCUGCGGCGUCAUGAUGAGCAUCGUCUCCACCGCCUCCGACCUCAUGCAGGACUUCAAGACCGGGUACCUCACCCUGGCCUCGCCGCGGGCCAUGUUCUUCAGCCAGGUCAUCGGCACCGCCAUGGGCUGCAUCAUCACGCCGCUGGUCUUCUGGAUCUUCUACAAGGCCUACCCACUCGGUGACCCCACCGGGUCCUACCCCGCCCCCUACGCGCUCAUGUACCGCGGCAUCGCUUUGCUCGGCGUCGAGGGCUUCGGCUCCCUCCCCCACAACUGCCUCCGCCUGGCGAUAGGGUUUUUUGUCGCGGCGGUGUUGGUCAACGCCUUGGUAGAGGUGCUGAAGAAGUACGAGAAGAGGAUGGGGAUAUAUCGGUUCAUUCCUAGUCCUAUGUGCAUGGCCAUCCCGUUCUACCUCGGGGGAUACUUCGCCAUUGAUAUGUGUGUCGGCAGCCUGAUUCUGUUUCUGUGGCGGACGUCUGACCGGCAGAAGGCGAGGGACUUUGGGCCGGCGGUGGCGUCGGGGCUUAUCUGCGGCGAGUCGUUGUGGGGAAUCCCGGCAGCUGUGCUCGCUUUGGCCGGCGCUAAAGCGCCCAUAUGCAUGAAGUUCGUCUCUCCUUCUUCAUCCUAGCUAGUUUACGUUGUUUAGCUUUUUGUUAUGGUGUUUUUAGCUUAAUUAAUUAGUUAGUUAUUCCAAUAUUAUAUCGGUAUGUAGCUUGUAGAAAGUUUUUGCGUCUUUGGAUUAGACGAUGUUUCUAUUUACUCAUACGGACCCACAAAGAUUUGCCAUUGGAGUUUUCAGCCAAACGAGUUAGAUUUGACUAA